Molecule: messenger RNA, 1146 nt
Organism: Lachancea nothofagi CBS 11611
Lineage: Eukaryota; Fungi; Ascomycota; Saccharomycetes; Saccharomycetales; Saccharomycetaceae
Source: the annotation of a GenBank genome assembly
AUGCCGUCACAACUGGAGGAACUAGUGUCUUUUCUGCACUCUUCGCAGCCUGCCGUGAAACAGAUAGCUUUGGACAAUCUCGUGGGCUUUAGCACUGGACCCAAUGCUGCCAUCUUUAAAUAUGACAACUACAGAGCCAUACAAGACUUGAAAGACCUCGCCAGGGAAAACUCAAAGCUUUUGGUACAGCAAUCAGUGACGAUUCUGGCGAAUUUGUCUGAUGAUCCUACGAUGAGGAGAUUGACCGCAGAGGACACUGACUUUGUGGAAUAUUUGACGUGGAAGAUCUGCGACCUUAAAAACACUAGUGCUGACAUUAUGUGUAUUUUGCUUGCGAAUUUGGCGAAAGAAGAUUGUAUCACUAAAGUUUUCUCCUUUACCAAAAAAAGCGGCAACGACGCUAGUAUAGACGGAACCGUUUUCAAAAGCAGCAAGGUGAUGGACUGCCUCAUGGACUGUUUCGUUAAAGGGUUUGAUAGAACGCUCAACAAGUUUGCAAAUUACGAUUACUUGGCCUACUUUUUCUCUGACAUAUCUCGUUUUAGACCAGGAAGGGAGUAUUUCAUCGAAAAACAGGAGUAUGACGGUGUUAUACCGAUUUCUAAGUUGCUAGUUUUCACCGAAAAAUACGAUUGCAAAACUAGAAGAGAAGGCGUUGCUUCCACAAUCAAAAACUCUCUAUUUGAUUCCGAGAAACAUGAGGAACUUUUGACAAAUGAGAGUAUAAACUUGCUACCUUACAUUCUCCUUCCCAUUGCAAGUGCUAAGGACUCUGAAAUAGACGAUGAGGACAUGUUCAAUUUACCAGACGAGUUGCAGCUUUUGCCAGAAGACAAACAGAGAGACCCUGUCCCUGAGAUCAUAUGCGUUCAUUUGGAGAGCAUACUGCUGCUUUGUACAACUAAAGCUGGCAGAGAAUAUCUUAGAAGCAAAUCAGUUUACCCACUUAUUAGGGAGCUCGAGAAGAAUGUGAAUAACGAAGAAAUCAGCGAGCUGUGUGACCGUGUUGUCAACAUGCUAAUGAGAGGAGAGGUCGGCAACGAUCAGGUGGAAGACCUACCCGCAAGAAACGCUGAAGAUGAAAGAGAUAUAGAAAGCUCCGACGAGGAAAGUGAUGGCGACAAUGCGAUAGUAGAGGUCGCAUGA